Molecule: messenger RNA, 2097 nt
Organism: Saimiri boliviensis boliviensis (Bolivian squirrel monkey)
Lineage: Eukaryota; Metazoa; Chordata; Mammalia; Primates; Cebidae
Gene: BAG5
Product: BAG cochaperone 5
Biological process (GO): negative regulation of protein ubiquitination; regulation of inclusion body assembly; protein stabilization
Cellular component (GO): membrane; nucleus; cytosol
Molecular function (GO): protein-folding chaperone binding; adenyl-nucleotide exchange factor activity
Source: RefSeq, a predicted model, not a curated record
UGCGGCGUGUGGCCUUUUCCCUCCGUCGCGGGCACGAGUGCAGCCUCACAUCGGCGCGGGGCUUCCCACCCGGCCACCCGUAUCCCAGCGCCCACCCCCGCGUGGCCUGUUGGCACAGGCAGGACCAGGCCGGACUCGGUGCCGUCCCCGCCCCUGGGUCGGACGCGGGUCGGGGCAGGCCAGGUCUGGUCUCCGGUGUCUGCGGCCGGGCCUCGGCUCCCCUUUUUGCCAGGCUCUACCCGGCCGGGCCGAGCGCCCCUCGCGGGCCCAUUGUGAGGUCAGGACCGGCGGGCGCGCCCUGGCACCCUGGCCCAGACGCCGGGAGCGGCUGCUACAGCGGUAGCGGCCCCUUCACCGCCGGCCCCUUCACCGGCUGCCCGGCUCAGACCUAGUCGGGAGGGGCGCGAGGGAUGCAGCUGGGGGCCCAGCUCCGAUGCCGCACCCCGUAAAGGGCUGAUCUUCCACCUCGCCACCUCAACCACCGGACGCCAAGGCCGCAGCCAGCUCAGUGCUUGUGAAACUGAACACCACAAAAGUAUGGAUAUGGGAAACCAACAUCCUUCUAUUCGUAGGCUUCAGGAAAUCCAAAAGGAAGUAAAAAGUAUAGAACAGCAAGUUGUCGGCUUCAGUGGUCUGUCAGAUGACAAGAAUUACAAGAAACUGGAGAGGAUUCUCACAAAACAACUUUUUGAAAUAGACUCUGUAGAUACUGAAGGAAAAGGAGAUAUUCAGCAAGCCAGGAAGAGGGCAGCACAGGAGACAGAACGUCUUCUCAAAGAGUUGGAGCAGAAUGCAAACCACCCACACAGGAUUGAAAUACAGAACAUUUUUGAGGAAGCCCAGUCCCUCGUGAGAGAGAAAAUUGUGCCAUUUUAUAAUGGAGGCAACUGCAUAACGGAUGAGUUUGAAGAGGGCAUCCAGGACAUCAUUCUGAGGCUGACACAUGUGAAAACUGGAGGAAAGAUCUCCUUGCGGAAAGCAAGGUAUCAUACUUUAACCAAAAUCUGUGCCGUGCAAGAGAUUAUCGAAGACUGCAUGAAAAAGCAGCCUUCCCUGCCGCUCUCUGAGGAUGCACACCCUUCUGUUGCCAAAAUCAACUUUGUGAUGUGUGAGGUGAACAAGGCCCGAGGGGUCCUGAUCGCGCUUCUGAUGGGCGUGAACAGCAGCGAGACCUGCAGGCACUUAUCUUGUGUGCUCUCCGGGCUGAUGGCCGACCUGGAUGCUCUGGAUGUGUGUGGCCGGACAGAAAUCAGAAAUUAUCGGAGGGAGGUAGUAGAAGAUAUCAACAAAUUAUUGAAAUACCUGGAUUUAGAAGAGGAAGCAGACACUACUAGAGCCUUUGACCUGAGGCAGAAUCAUUCCAUUUUAAAAAUAGAAAAGGUCCUCAAGAGAAUGAGAGAAAUAAAAAAUGAACUCCUCCAAGCACAGAACCCCCCUGAAUUGUAUCUGAGCUCCAAAACAGAAUUGCAGGGUUUGAUUGGACAGUUGGAUGAGGUAAGUCUCGAAAAAAACCCCUGCAUCCGAGAGGCCAGGAGAAGAGCAGUGAUAGCAGUGCAAACUCUGAUCACGUAUAUUGACUUGAAGGAGGCCCUUGAGAAAAGAAAGCUGUUUGCUUGUGAGGAGCACCCAUCCCAUAAAGCCGUCUGGAACGUCCUUGGAAACUUGUCCGAGAUCCAGGGAGAAGUGCUUUCAUUUGAUGGAAAUCGAACCGAUAAGAACUACAUCCGGCUGGAAGAGCUGCUCACCAAGCAGCUGCUAGCCCUGGAUGCUGUCGACCCGCAGGGAGAGGAGAAGUGUAAGGCCGCCAGGAAACAGGCUGUGAAGCUUGCCCAGAACAUUCUCAGCUAUCUCGACCUGAAAUCCGAUGAGUGGGAGUACUAAAAUACCAGAGAUCUCACUUUUGAUAUUGUUUUGCACUCUUCAUAUAUACUUCUAUGUAUCGAGAGCUUCUAGUUCAUUGAGCCCAACUGUGAUUUAUACAUGCAUAUUUCAAUCUCAGUAUUUAUGAUUCAAGCAAAUUCUAUUCAGUAUCUGCUGCUUUUGAUGUUGCAAGACAAAUAUCAUUACAACACAUUAACUUUUCCAUUCGGAUCAUUA